Messenger RNA from Anas platyrhynchos (mallard), 7756 nucleotides. It is a transcript of the gene RBM15, whose product is annotated as RNA binding motif protein 15. Gene Ontology annotation, molecular function: RNA binding. Lineage: Eukaryota; Metazoa; Chordata; Aves; Anseriformes; Anatidae. The record is from RefSeq and is a predicted model, not a curated record.
GCGGGGCCGGCGGCCGCCGCGGCUUCCAAGAUGGCGGCGGGUGCGUGAGCGCGGCGGGCGGGCAGUCGGGGAGGCCGCCGGGGCGCAGGGGGGGCCCCGCCGCCGCCCGCCGCCAUGAAGGGCAAGGAGCGCUCGCCCGCUAAGGCCAAGCGGUCGCGGGGCGGCGGCGAGGACUCGGCGUCCUCCUCCUCCUCGGCGGCGGCGGCGCGCGGCGAGCGGAGCGGCAAGAAGCCGAGCGGCUCCGGCGGCUCCAACGGCGGCGGCGGCGGGAAGGCGGCGGCGGCCUCCGGAGACAGCACCAGCGGCCGGCGCGGCCCGCACCCGGACAAGGCCGCCCGCGCCGGCAGCCGCGAGUACGAGGCCGGGGCGGCGGCGGCGGCGGCGGCGGGCGGCGGGGGCGGGCGGCACGGCUACGGCGGAGGCAAAGCCGCGGAGGCGUCGCGGAGCGGAGGCAGCCGGGGCGGCGGCGGGGGGGAGUCCCGGGCCCCGGCGGCGGCGGCGGCCCCGUCCUCGGAGUCGGGCGGCGGCGGCGGGGAGUACAAGACGCUGAAGAUCAGCGAGCUGGGCUCGGCGCUGAGCGACGAGGCGGUGGAGGACGGGCUCUUCCACGAGUUCAAGCGCUUCGGCGACGUGAGCGUCAAAAUCAGCCGCCUGCCGCCCGGCACCGGCGCCGCCGACGAGCGGGUGGCCUUCGUCAACUUCCGCAGGCCCGAGGACGCCCGCGCCGCCAAGCACGCCCGCGGCCGCCUCGUGCUCUACGACCGCCCGCUGAAGAUCGAGGCCGUCUACGUGGGGAGCGGCGGAGGGAGCAGCCGGCGGCGUGGCAGCCGCUCCCCGGCGCUGCUGGACAAGGAGUCGCCCUACGGCACGGCGGCCGUGGGAGUCGCGGCGGCAGCGGCGGCGGCUGUGCGGCACCCCCCGGCCGGGGCGACGCAGCGGGCUUUGUCCCCCGCCGGCAGCGGCGGGGCCCUGGGUUAUCGAGACUACCGGCUGCAGCAGCUCGCCCUCGGCCGCUUGCCGCCUCCGCCCCCUCUGCCCAGGGAGCUGGAAAGGGAGAGGGACUACGGGGGCUUCUACGAAGCGCGAGUGCGGCCGGCCUAUGGGCUGGAGCGGGUGGCUGGUGUGGCGGCUGCCGGGGGCUUCCGUGGAGGAGGUGGGGGUGCUGGAGCCGCCAGUGAGGAGGAGAUCAGCCCAGAGGACGACCAGAGAGCCAACCGCACUUUGUUUCUGGGCAACCUGGACAUCACUGUGAGCGAGACAGAUUUACGCCGAGCCUUUGACCGUUUUGGGGUCAUCACUGAGGUGGACAUCAAAAGACCGGGUCGUGGGCAAACCAGCACGUACGGUUUUCUUAAAUUUGAAAAUCUGGACAUGGCGCACCGGGCCAAGCUGGCCAUGUCAGGAAAGGUGCUUCUGCGCAACCCCAUCAAGAUUGGGUAUGGUAAAGCCACUCCAACCACCAGGCUUUGGGUGGGUGGCCUUGGGCCCUGGGUGCCCCUUGCUGCCCUGGCCAGGGAGUUUGAUCGUUUUGGCACCAUUCGCACUAUUGAUUACCGCAAAGGUGACUCGUGGGCCUACAUCCAGUACGAGAGCUUGGAUGCGGCGCAGGCGGCCUGUGCCCACAUGCGAGGCUUUCCCUUGGGUGGGCCGGAUCGCCGGCUCCGCGUGGACUUUGCGGAUACUGAGCAUCGGUACCAGCAGCCCUACCUGCAGCCUCUGCCCUUGCCACCCCCUGCUCAUUACGAGCUAGUGGCAGAGGCAGCUGCUUUUGGGGCUCACCGGGGGGCCCCACCUGAUCCCCUCCGGGGGGCCCGGGACAGGACGCCACCGUUACUCUACAGAGACCGUGACAGAGACCUUUAUCCCGAAACAGAGUGGGUGCCACCCCCGCCCCCUGUACGGGAUAGGAGUAACCGGGCAGCUGCCUAUGACCCGCUGGAAAGCCUAGAACGGCGUCGGGAUGGUUGGUCCUUGGAGCGGGACCGAGGGGAGCGGGAGUUGGGCAGUAGCAGUAGGGAGCAGCCUAGAAAACGGAGGCUGGCAGAGGAUGGAGGCCGGCACUUGGACCGCUCUCCAGACAGCGAGCGCUCCUCUUCCUCCCGAAAGCGUCACUGUUUGGCCACCACCUCCCCCCCAGACCGCAGCCCAGAGCUCCUUGGAGGGAGGGAGCGUUACAGCAGUGACCCAGAGCGCUCGUCCUCCCGCUUGCUCCUGUUGGAGCGGCCCUCACCCAUUCGGGAGUCGCGCAGGGGCAGCCUGGAGCGGGGCCAGAACGAAAAGCGCGACCGCAAGAAUUCCGCUGAAAGGGAGCGGAAGCAUCGUGCUUCUGCAGCAGCCGCCGCACAGGAGUGCAAAAGUCCAGCCAAAAAGGAUGAACGUGCUGCAGAAGGAGGUGGCGGAGGCUCCCGGCUCAAACCUCCACCUCAGAAACAGCAGCAGGAUGGAGCGUCGCAGGCUGGGGGAGCCUCCAAGCUGUGCUUGGCUUGGCAGGGGAUGCUUCUGCUGAAGAACAGCAAUUUCCCGUCCAAUAUGCAUCUGCUUCAGGGGGACCUCGGAGUUGCCAGCAGCCUCCUCGUGGAAGGAGCUACUGGGGGGAAAGUAGCUCAGCUCAAGAUCACCCAGCGUCUUCGUCUGGACCAGCCCAAGCUGGAUGAGGUGAACCGCCGCAUCAAAGUGGCGGGCCCCAAUGGUUACGCCAUCCUUUUGGCUGUGCCUGGCACAUCAGACAACCGCUCCGCAACUGGAGCUAGCGAGGCCGCUACAACCUCCACCCAGAGGCCACUCAGGAAUCUGGUGUCCUACCUAAAGCAAAAGCAGGCUGCUGGGGUGAUCAGCCUCCCUGUGGGGGGUAACAAAGACAAGGAGAACAGCGGGGUCCUGCACGCCUUUCCACCCUGCGACUUCUCCCAGCAGUUCCUGGACUCCACGGCCAAGGCACUGGCCAAAUCAGAGGACGACUAUCUGGUCAUGAUCAUUGUCCGUGGGGCAUCCUAAGGCCCUCGUGUUCUGUACCCAACCCUGCCUACUCCUCCACACAGCCCCUCCAGCGUGUGCCAGGUGCUAUGGGAUACAGCCUUAGCCAGCCCUGUCAUUAUUUUUAAUUAGAUCUUUGUUUGUAGGUGACUUUCCCUGCCCGUUUUUCUGUUACUACAUUUUUCUAUAAAGUUAGAAGCCAGAAAGGUUGGUUAGCCAUUAGUGUGAAUAGGAUGUUUUGAGAAUCCCUUAUCCAUGGGGAUAGCUGGGAGGCUAGGCCUGCUUUGAUUUACAAAAAAAAAAAAAGAAAAAAAAAAGAAAAAAAAAAAGAAAAAAACGGGGGGAGGGGGUGGAAGAACAAACUCCCGUCUUCGUAAUUUUGAUUCGUGUCCUUUUUUCAUUUCAUGUAUUUUAAAGCAAGUUCAAUAGCUCAUUCUCUAGAGUUACAAACCUGAAAGACCAGAUUUAAAGCACUCAGUAUUUUAAAUGGAAAACCACAUCCCUGCUAGUGGACUGGUGUCAACUCAUUUUUGAGUCACUGAAAUUCUGUGACGGCCUCAGGCCAGCGGCCCUUUGGCACGCAUGAUCCCUUUCCUCAGGAGCCUGAAUGGUUUCCCUUUGAGUUGCAUGGCUCGAGGUUGAUUUCUUUCAGGUGACCAGCACCUGCUCUUGGGUACACUGCAGAACAUGAAUUCCUUUAUUGGGUGUUUGAUAAUUUCAUCCAGCCCCACGAAAUGCAUGCACUGAAGGUAUGCUUUUUUAACAGGUGUAUUUCUCCUAUUUCUCUGAGUUCUGUUGUAUCCCAUAUAUGCACUUUGGGUUUGUAGCAGUGACAAUGUUUGGUAAAUUGCUGAGGACUUUGUUACAAACCAUGAAUGUCUUGUGCUUACUCUGGUAUGCAAGAAACAAGGAGGUGCUUUAAGAAUAACUUUAGUUAUAUUGUGGUUUUUUGUUUUUACUGCCUUUUUCAAAGAGUUGCAGGUACAGUGGGGUCUGGUUCCACAGUGCAAACUCUGAGCAAGUGUGCUUCUCUCCAGAGAUGGUUUUAAUUCUGUAAUAAUUUAAUUACAUAAAAGUUCUCAUUAUCAUUUUACCUUUUUGUUAAUAGCAAGGAACUGCUGUCUGCUAGAGACUUUUCAGGUACAGUACAGUGGGCAUUACAUGAGGUUUAUAGUUCUGUGAUAAUCUGGAGCAAGGUGUUUUCAGCAUCUUGGAGAAGUUUAAAAGUAGUUUGGGAUGCUGAGGUGAGAGUUCUUUUUCAUGUUAUUCUAGGAGGAAGCAGUUUGCCUUUUUCCCAGAGAACGUCGUUCAUUUUCUCUAAGGGAUCCAGAUCUCUCGUACUGUUUAACAACUGCAAGGCUGUUGCAGCUAGCUUCUAAACUGAAGUGUAAAUCUGACUGUAUCCAUAUAAAGGCCCUAAAAUAUAAUCUUGCACUUAAAGCCAGAAUGUAAUCUUGCACUUAGCCACAUUUUAAGAGAUGGGCAAUGUAAACACAAUGCUGCUUCCCUCCAUUGAUCCUCCGAUGCGUCCCCUGGGUAAUUGCUGUGGGGCAAGUUGACUUCUGUUUCAACUUAGAUGACACAAAAAUCAAAUUCAGAUGUGGGGUGGGUUGCCAGUAGUACCUGAAGGAGGAGAGGCACUGAAUGUAUUCUGUGGAUACAGAAGUUGUCAAGUUUGACAGUACUUGUUCGAGAUUUGCUGUCACAGAGAGGUGAAUUUCUGUAAUGCCACUUUACAGAGCCACUCUUCAGAGAGUGCUCUUGUUUCUGUGAGGUGUGAUUUCCUUUUUCAGAGCAGAAGGAGUAGAUGUUGUGUCCCAGGCAUCGCAGUGAACUGAGAACUUGAAUGUGGCAGCAUAUCUUGAAAACAAAUUUUGGUUUUAGAGCUACUUUUCUUUUAAAGUGGAAACAUACAAGCCUCAUUUAAUGCUCUUAAGUGUUUGAGGGUGAAAUCCAGGAUUUCUGGAUUGUUGUCCUUCCACGUGAAUGUAGUAGAUUUAGAUGGCAGAACUCAGCUGUUCAUCUUGCUAUUAACAAUGAGGAUUUCUUGAAAUGACACCAAUAAUGCAAAUAACUGUGUUUGAGAAGAUACAGCAUAUUUACCACUUACUGCAAAGAAUGUCUGUCUUAAUUCUUGCAGGUGUCUGUUGUGUGUUUGCGUGUAAUCAACACUGCUGCUAACUUGCUCUGAGUGCUUCUUGCAUUUAGAGCGAGUUCUCCAGUGGCAUCUGACGUGAGUCACUUGCAAGUGCGGAGUUUUAAAGGAAAGAAACUUGAACUGCUGGGAAUUCAAACCUGUCCAACACCAAAAAAGAAGCACUGACAUCGUUUGUGUCCAACACUUCAACUUGUGAAGCACAGUGUUUGUUACGCUGACACACAGCAGACACCUGUUUUUAAAGCCCGUGAAACUUGGGGUCAACACAGCUUGUCAAAGCAAACUCUUGACAGCUAGUUGGGGGGGUGUGGGAUCCCUUUCAGGAGGAGCAUCUUGGGUGCACUUCCUUCUUCCUCGUAAAAUAACAGUGGUUGUACCUGCCACUGGCUUUUGUAAGUCAAAGUUCUCUGCACUGGAGGGCAAUAAGGAACAGGCAAGGCUGUAUUUGACUCCAGGUUUUCUGGUUUCUUACCGAACGGAGUACCUGCUUCUUUAAAUCUGGUUUAUUUGUGGUUGCUGCUCUUGUUUUGUAAGCAAGGAUUUUAACACCCUUUGAGGGUAUUUAAUGUCAAAACAUAGCUGACUGGCAAUAUUUUUUGCCGGCACUUGGCCACGUGCUGCCAUCAUGUCUGGUACAGCUUUGGUGGCUGUGCUGUUCUCUUAAGCUCUGAAGUGUGCACCAUUGGAGUAGCUGUCCACUAAAAGUCACCUUGGCCAGGGCUGAGCGCAAGUAGAAGUCCAUCUGUAAUAUCACUUCUGUAUAGAGCAAAACAGAUGUAGCAGAAUUCAGCUCUCUUGUCGUAUUUGGCAUUAUGUUGCUCUAGUCAGAGCUCAGUAUUUCUUCAAACUUUAUGUGCAGCUGAUGUUCCUAUAUUUCACGAGUUAGUUUGUUGAAUUAAUGUGGAAAAAGGAUGUCCUUUUCCUGAAUCAUUUUGUAGCUGUGCUUUAUGCUUUGGGGAAAGAACCUCAAAUGACUCAUACUUUUGUUUAAGAUUUUAUUUAAUUAUUUUUUUUUAAUUGGAAACUUUACGCAACUUCCUUGGGUGCUAGCCAGUGGCUUUGUUUGCUCCGGUCUAGUGCACGGUCUGCUGUGGACUGGGAGUGCAGCACGAGCACUGAGGUUACCAUCAGCUCUGGAGGUUUCAGACUCCUGGCUUAUGACUCCUGGUGCAGCCUUUUAAGCAUUGCAGAGGGAGAAGCGAUUUAUGUGCCAGGCAAAUCUUAACCCUAUUUUUUUUAUACGGCUGUCAAAAGGCUGAAAUACUUUGGUGACAACUUGCUCAACCUCCUGUGGAGGGUGAAGAAGAGAGUUUAGGCUUCCUGCAUUGGCAGUGGAACGAUCUAGUUGAUGGUAACUGAGGUGAAAGGCCUUAAGUAUUAAUGGGAAGGAGGAACCAGUGAAAAUUGUGAAGACAGGUUCAAAAACUCUGAGGACUCAGGGAAAAUGGCUUGGAAAAUUGUAGUUCCUGGCUUUUAAGACAAACAGUGCUGAGGGCAGUACUCGUGGGGAGUCUGCUGUACGCCUGUUGAACAGAAAAAAGAGUGGAGAAAAUCGUUGCCAUGCUACAAUUACAGAGUUUUUGGGGUUCUUUCCCCCUUGUCUCCCCUUUUUCUAACAACUUUCUGCAGAUAGCACCGAAGGACAGGUAUUCCAAUGAGUUAUAAAAGGAAUGAUGAGAUGAUUUUUAUAUCGGGCUUAAAGCAGACUGUAUUGUAGAAUUAACUGAAUGGUUAAUUGAAUAUGCAACUUCCUGCAGUUUGGUGUUAAAAUUAUGGAUGAGAAAUAUUACUUGAAUAGUAACAGUUUUAAAUGAUAUUAGGUGUGUCUUUGAUUUGCCCUCUUUAAUAUUGGAAUUGCCUGCUGUUGGAAUUAUGCAGCAAAAUAAUAACAAAAGAGAAACUUGUGAACACUACAUUUCACAUUUCUGUUGAUAAGUUGCCUUUGGGAAAUGUUCUUUGAGGAAAGUCAACUGAAUUGUCAAAAAUUCCGCUGAUUUUUCUCAUGGUUAAUUAUUUUGAUGUGUCCCAUUAACUGUUGCUGAAAGUUGAAUAACCAUCAAUACUGUAAGCCUAGUUUAACCUCGGUCCAAAAACAAGCCCUGCACUACUUGUUAUGCAUCUAUACAUAGAAGGUGACUUCAUUGCAAGGUUUUGUGCCCGUGGGUGGUAUAACGUUGGGAGGCGAAAAUCUGUCGUAUACAUUUGUAUUGAAAUAACAUUUUCUUUCCUCCUGCAAGCAAAGCUGGUGGACUGCAGAAGACAACCACGUGGGAUACCAAGCUCUAAUGGACCUUUGGGAAGAGAAGCUGUGGCUUGUGUGGAAUUUACAUGGGCCUCUUGAUGGAAGAAAGCUUAUCUGUUUAGUAUUUGUGCAUUUUACUAAAAUGGCAGCUUUAAAAAAAAAAAAAAAAAGUUGUGUAUCUGCUAUUGUGAUGCCAAUGCCCGUGUUUUAAGUGGAAAAAAAAUGACCUCUUUGCUUUGUGCUGUGUACACAAGAUUGCUGGAAAAGUAAAGGAAUACCCUUUUUAUGGCUCACACAGCUUAAAAGUAGCUGUCACUCAAACAUGCGCUCACAGUUGAGCUGAUUUUGUUUCAUUCUAAAUAAAUUGUUUCUUUUGAGGAAAA